Messenger RNA from Heteronotia binoei (common prickly gecko), 2591 nucleotides. RefSeq names its product katanin catalytic subunit A1 (gene KATNA1). Gene Ontology annotation, cellular component: microtubule cytoskeleton. NCBI's taxonomy places the organism in Eukaryota, Metazoa, Chordata, Lepidosauria, Squamata, Gekkonidae. Gene Ontology annotation, molecular function: ATP hydrolysis activity; microtubule binding; microtubule severing ATPase activity. The record is from RefSeq and is a predicted model, not a curated record. Gene Ontology annotation, biological process: microtubule severing. The transcript has 11 exons. Bases 286 to 1770 code for a protein of 494 amino acids.
CGGUUGCCCAGCGGCGGCGGUUCAGAAUGUCGAGCGCGCCAGGGGGUGGCCGAGCAGUUCCUCCCUCCGGCGGACGCGCGUCGGCGGCAGCAGCAGCAGCUGCUGCGGGAGGGGAGGAGGCGGCGCCUGUGUCGGCGCUGGAGGUUGUGUCCUUCCUGGGGAAACUACUGUGCGCAGUCGCGGCGCUGAAGGCGGCUCUUUACCUGCUCCGCAGAGUCUGUCUAGCGAUGGCCUGGAAGUCAGGAGGCGCCAGUCACUCCGAGCUCAUCCACAAUCUCCGCACUUAUGUUGAGCAUGAGUCUUGUCAUGAUAAGCGAGAAUGUCAAGCUAGCCCGUGAAUAUGCCUUGUUAGGAAAUUAUGAUUCUGCAAUGGUCUACUACCAAGGAGUACUUGACCAAAUAAACAAAUACCUGUCCUCUGUUAAAGAUACAUAUCUCCAGCAGAAAUGGCAACAGGUUAGGCAGGAGAUAAAUGUAGAAGCUAAACACGUGAAGGAUAUCAUGAAAACUCUAGAAAGCUUUAAAUUAGACAGCACCCCUUUGAAAGCUGCACAGCAAGAAUUACCAGCUCAUGAUGGAGAAGUCUGGUCAUUGCCUGUACCUGCGGAACGUAGGUCCUCACCAGGACCACGGAAACGCCAGUCUGCUCAAUGCAGUGACUGUAAGGAUCAUAAUCGAGCAGGUGCAGCUGCCAGGGUUCCUCAUCGUCCUUCGUCCCGAAACACUAAUGAUAAAGGCAAAAUAGUUCGUGGCCGAGAAAAGAAGGCUCCUCAAAAUAAACGAGAAGAGGAAAAAAGUAAGUCUUCAUCUGACAUUUCAGAACCUGAGCCAAAGAAAUUUGAUAGUACUGGGUAUGAUAAAGAUUUAGUAGAGGCUUUGGAAAGAGAUAUUAUUUCUCAGAAUCCCAACAUUCGAUGGGAUGAUAUAGCUGACUUGGUGGAGGCUAAAAAAUUGCUUAAAGAAGCUGUAGUCUUACCCAUGUGGAUGCCAGAAUUCUUUAAGGGGAUAAGAAGGCCUUGGAAGGGUGUAUUGAUGGUUGGUCCUCCUGGUACUGGAAAAACUCUUCUUGCAAAAGCUGUAGCUACUGAAUGCAAGACAACUUUUUUCAACAUAUCAUCAUCAACACUUACUUCAAAAUAUAGAGGAGAAUCUGAAAAACUUGUUCGCCUACUAUUUGAAAUGGCUCGAUUCCAUGCACCAACAACAAUAUUUAUCGAUGAGAUAGAUUCUAUCUGUAGCCGCAGAGGAACUUCUGAGGAGCAUGAAGCCAGCCGAAGGGUGAAGGCAGAAUUACUUGUUCAAAUGGAUGGUGUUGGAGGGGCUUCUGAAAAUGAUGACCCUUCAAAAAUGGUUAUGGUUCUGGCUGCAACUAACUUUCCAUGGGAUAUUGAUGAGGCUUUAAGACGACGGCUGGAGAAGAGAAUUUACAUACCCUUACCAUCAGCAAAAGGCAGAGAAGAGCUUUUAAGAAUAAACCUGCGAGAGUUGGAGCUUGCUGAUAAUGUUGACCUUGCAACUAUAGCACAGAAUAUGGAAGGCUAUUCUGGUGCUGACAUUACCAAUGUGUGCAGAGAUGCUUCACUGAUGGCAAUGAGAAGACGUAUUGAAGGCUUAACACCUGAAGAAAUCAGAAACCUUUCCAGAGAUGAAAUGCACAUGCCAACAACAAUGGAAGAUUUUGAAAUGGCUUUAAAAAAAGUUUCGAAGUCAGUCUCUGCUGCGGACAUUGAAAAAUAUGAGAAAUGGAUACUUGAAUUUGGAUCAUGCUAAGCCUUCCUAUCUUAAGAAAUCUGCCUUAAGUCUUCAAACAAUUCCAGAAGUAAUUAAAAAGUAGCACUAUAUUUUUUAACUUUUUAUAAUUACACAAGCAAUACUUAAUAAAGUUGGUUUCUUAAACUGGAGCUUUUCUUUCCCCAGGCUCAUGCACCAGUUCCCCUUCCCAUUAAUAAUGCUAUUGAGUGUGUUCUAUAGAACCACACAGAAGUAUUUGUGCUGAAUAAAUUGAAUGGGUUCCCCCAUUACGUAAAUGUUCCACUGCAGUCAAUAUUUAGGUGUGAGGUACCAGGCUCCAUUCAGUAACCAUGUUUAACUAACAAAAUACCGUAUAAGAAUAAAUGAUUGCCUUGUCUUGACCAAACAGAAAUCUCAUUUCAGUAUUAUGGGUAUGUAGACCUUUGUUUUCUAUGACUUACUGCAGUUAAACUACAAAAAAUGCAGAAGAGGGUAGUUGAGGAAUAUGGGUAAAACCUUGGAACAUAUUUCCUUCCUGAGUAAAGUCAUACAUCUAGCUGGUGCUUAGAAACUCUGGAUCACAAAACACAGCCUUUUUUGUUCAAGUACCAUUAAAAAAUCCAAAUGGCCAGACAACUCUAAAAAAUAUUAAAUUCUCUCAAUGCGAUUUAUUGAAAAGUUGUGAUCAUACAAAUUUGCCUGGAAAACUGCUUUGUAAAUCACCAUUUUAAAGGCAAUUGUGCUCUUGCUUUGGAAAUUUACACUGUACUGCAGCUUCAAGAAGCACAGUUUUAAAAGUGCUUACACCUUUUAGGAGGCCUUGUUUUUUUUAUAGACCAAAUAAAGUGCUUGUAAUGUCA